This is a messenger RNA of Paramecium sonneborni, 1118 nucleotides long. The record is from the annotation of a GenBank genome assembly. NCBI's taxonomy places the organism in Eukaryota, Ciliophora, Oligohymenophorea, Peniculida, Parameciidae.
AUGAUUAAAUUUUUAAGGUUCACCCCAAGAUUCAAUUACUUACCAAAAUUUUAUGCUGGAUAAAUGAGUCCUAUUGCACCAAGUCCUUAAAUUUAAUAAAAAAUGGAAGCCUUAGAAUAAAAUCAACCAUUCUUUGAUCGAUUGAUAUUUUUUGAUCCUGAUAUAAUGGCAUCAUUACCAGGUCCAUUAUAAGUAUUUGAUCCUGUUGUUGAUUUUGGAAGUGGAAUACUAACUUAUUUGCAUGAUUGUCAUAUACCUUGGGUAGGUGUUUUAAGCAUUACUUGUAUAAUUGCUAGAUCUACAUUACUCCCUUUAAUAUAUUUAUAAAUGAAAAGAACAACUAGAUUAGCUACUGUCAUACCUGCUAUUGCUUAAAUGAAAAGACUCAUUGAUAAAACUAAUUAUUCUAAACCCAAAAAAUUAUUCACUCUUGCUAGACUUUCAUAUAAAAUUGUUCACUCUUAAAGAUUAAAAUGGAUGAGACUCUUUCUAUAUAAUGUUUUUCAUGUACCUAUGCUUAUUACCUUAAUUUGGAGUAUUCGUAGACUCUUAAUUGAUGAAUCAUUCAAAAAUACUGCCUUCUUAUGGAUACCUGUAUUUUAUUUAUUAUCUUAUUCUUAUAGUCAUUAUCUAACAUGGAUCCUUACUUUAUUGUACCAACUUUAACUGUCCUUUGUUAUUAUUACAAUCUGUAGAGAUUUAUUACUCCAGAAAAUAAAGAUACUCUCCCUUCCAAAUUACGUAAUGUUGGUUAAUUUUUAUUAAUACUUUGGUUGCCUUUUUUAGCUAAUUGGCCAUGUGCAAUAUAAAUUUAUAUGAUGUUCAAUGCCUUCUUUUCUAUUUUAUAAACAUCCAUUAUGUUACAUCCUGAAUUUUAGAAGUUGGUAGAUCCUAAGAUCUUUCUUUAUUAAAUGAUUAUUAGAAUGAUUGAAUAUGAUAAAAAUACUAGUUUAUCUUUAAUAGAGGCUAUUAAAAGUGGAGAAGAAACUAAUAUUGAAAAAGCUAUUUCUGAAGAAUAAUUACUUGAUUAAUUUAAUAAAUCAUUAAUUGAAUUAAAUGAAGGUGAAUUGUAAGAGGAUGCUGCCAAAAUUUCAAAAGAUAAACCUAAUUUUUAUUGA